Molecule: messenger RNA, 4738 nt
Organism: Patella vulgata (common limpet)
Lineage: Eukaryota; Metazoa; Mollusca; Gastropoda; Patellidae
Product: long-chain-fatty-acid--CoA ligase 1
Exons: 22
Coding region: 136-2181 (681 amino acids)
Biological process (GO): long-chain fatty acid metabolic process
Cellular component (GO): endoplasmic reticulum; membrane
Molecular function (GO): long-chain fatty acid-CoA ligase activity
Source: RefSeq, a predicted model, not a curated record
CUCAUGUGUAAAUUUGAAAGUGACCUUGCGUCCUAGUUAUGUAUGUUACGGAUGUGUAUUUUCAGUGAACACGGCGUGUUUUGUUGAAGAAAACGCUUUACAUCUCCUGAUCAAGUGAUUUUACUAGAUCCAAAAAUGGAGUACCUUAAAUUAGCAGGGGCAAGUGUAGUCACAGUAGGAGCUGUGGGUACAGCUGCUGCUCUGUAUCUAUCCCAGGGUCCAGAACCUAUACCUCUUAUAACUGACAUGAACAAUCAAACACAACCAUGGAAACAUGAUGGCAUGGCAAGAAUAUCACGAAUGUGUAAAAAUGGUGAUCUCCUUGAAUACCAAUAUGAUGAUGCAAAGACUUUGCUGGAAUCCUUUAAGCGUGGAGCAAGAAUUUCAAAUAAUGGACCAUGUUUGGGUCGUAAACCGUCCUCAUCAGAACCUUUUGAAUGGAUAACAUAUAAUGAGGUGUUAGAAAGAGCAAAGAAUGUUGGUGCAGGAUUAGUAAAACUUGGCCAUCGACCUGUCAAUUCAACUCAUCUUGGAAUUUAUUCACAAAAUAGACCAGAGUAUGUAAUAUUUGAUCAAGGAUUAUAUAUGUAUUCGAUGGUUGGCGUACCUUUGUAUGAUACAUUAGGAACAGAAGCCUGUAAUUUUAUUAUAAAUCAAGCCAAACUUGAAACUGUUGUCUGUGAUACGAAUGCUAAAGUUAAAAAUUUACUUGAUCGUUGGAAAGAGACAAAAGACACUUUAAAAUGUAUAGUUUGUAUGGAAACAAUGUCAGAUGAAAAUCAGACUAAAGCCAAUGCUAAUGGUAUUAAAACCAUGCUAUUCUCUGAACUUGAGAAACUAGGAAAAGAUAACCCAGUUAAAGAAAAUCCCGCCACACCUGAUGAUUUAUGUUUGAUAUGUUAUACGAGUGGUACAACAGGUUUACCAAAAGGAGCAAUGUUAUCUCAUAAAGGUUUAGUAGCAGUGGUCAGUGCCAUUGCAGUACAGUUGCAACCUGCUGGUGUAGAUAUUGGACCAGGUGAAACAAUGAUAUCAUACUUACCAUUAGCUCAUAGUUAUGAACGGAUGUUGGAGUGCUAUAUAUUUACUCAUGGGGCUAAAUUGGGUUUUUUCCAAGGUGAUGUACGGAAACUUAUGGAUGAUAUCAAGGAAUUACAACCCACAUUAUUCCCUACUGUACCCCGAUUAUUAAACAGAUUCUAUGAUAAGGUAAUGGCUGGUGUUAAUGCAAGCACCUUUAAAAAGUUUCUGUUUAAUAUUGCAUUAGGUGAAAAAGAGAAGGAAAUUAAAAGGGGUGUUAUAAGAGAUAACAGUAUCUGGGAUCAGUUGGUGUUUAAGAAGAUUCAAGCUGCCCUUGGAGGAAAAGUUAAACUGAUAACCACCGGAUCUGCCCCUCUUUCACCAAAAGUACUUUCUUUCUUACGAUGUAUUGUUGGCUGUCCAGUUAUAGAAGGAUAUGGUCAGACAGAGAGCCAUGCUAUAUCAACAUUACAGUUACCUGGAGAUGCACAAUCAGGAACUGUUGGUCCGCCAUUAGCAUGUAAUGCAAUUAAAUUGUGUGAUGUCACAGAGAUGGAAUACUAUGCAAAGAAUAAUAAGGGAGAGAUUUGUGUUAAAGGGCCAAAUGUAUUUACAGGAUAUUUAAAUGAUCGUGUUAAAACUAAAGAAGCACUAGAUGACGAUGGUUGGUUACAUACUGGUGAUAUUGGAGAAUGGUUACCGUCUGGUACCUUGAAAAUUAUUGAUAGAAAGAAGCAUAUCUUCAAGCUAGCUCAGGGUGAAUAUAUAGCACCGGAGAAGAUAGAGAAUGUCUAUGUACGAUCCUCUCUCAUAUCACAAGUAUUUGUACAUGGUGACAGCUUACAGGCUUGUUUAAUUGGUAUUGUUGUGCCUGAUCCAGAUUUACUACCCAAAUUUUGUAAACAGAAAUUAAAUUUAACAGGAAAUAUUUCUGAUCUUGCCAGAAAUCCAGAAGUGAAGAAAGCCAUUAUGGCGGAUCUAGUGGAAGUAGGAAAGAAAUCUGGUUUACAAUCAUUUGAACAGAUUAAAGAUGUGUAUGUUUAUCCAGAGAUGUUUUCAGUUGAAAACGGUCUGCUCACACCCACCUUUAAAGCCAAACGACAAGAGCUCUUAAAAUACUUUAAAAAACAGUUACAAGAGAUGUACGAUAAAAUGGCCUAAUAUUGAUGGAUUGAUCAUUCCAAAAAUCACAGAUAUACAAUGCCACAUUAAACUUGAGUUAAAUAUAUUAUAUAUACUUUAUUGUUUUAGUUAUAAUCUUAUUUAUUAUCAAAAAAACACACAAAAAUGAAGAAGAGCUAGUUUUAUAAGAUACGAUUGACUUUUGGAUGCAAUUAUUUUUUUUGGGUUUAUUUGUUGUUUUUUGUGAGUGUUUUUGUGUUUGGGUUAGUGACCAACAUGUUUAAUGUAAAUAUUGAUGUAAUUGUAUAAAAAAAAAAUGGAAAAACUUAAGUAAGCGAUUAUUAAAAAAAAGAAUCCAAUUUAAUAAAAAUGAAAAGAAAAGAUGUUUUGAAAUACAUCAGCAAAUAUUUGGAGUGUAGUGAAGGGUUAGUUGUCUAGAUAAUAUUAGAUAAUGAGUUAAUUGUACAGUGUUGGUUUUAGAAAAACAUAUGAGAUUAUUAAAACUUUACAAUAUGGAAGGCGUUAAAGAUACACUCAUGCAUAAUCAUCAUUAUUAAAGUGUAAAUUGAAUAUUUAAAGUUGACUUGGAAUUUCAGCUAUGUAUAUUAAGAAAAUUUGUUUGUUUAUUUAUACAAUGAAUUAUUAGACUUGGCAGUGCUAAAUUUUGAACUGUCUAAAAUAUGAGUCGGGUUGGGGUGGAGAUUGCUAGAUUUGCAGUACAGGCCAAUUGUAAUGGAUUAAAUAGAUUGGAAGUUUGCACAGUAACAGUUUUAACAGACUACUUCUUGCAAAUGUAUAUUUCUAUGAACCUGUUCUACCAUUGGCUACUAUUUUAACUUCUCUGUACAUGUCAGUCGAGUUGGCCCUCUGUAUAUCGAAUAUGAUUAUAGUAUGAAAGAAAGAUGCUAGGUGUAUGAAAGAUAGAUGAUGUAGAUGAGUGUAGGAAAGGUUAAUAUAUCUCUACUUUUAAGUGCAGAGCUUGAGUAAAUUGUGAAGCAUUAUAUAGUGAGAAGUGUUUAAACUGUUAAUAUAACCUGUGAAUAUACUGAUAGUUGUGUUUAAUUGUUAGUAUAGUAAUUAUAAUGUUGGCAGCAUUCUUUCUAAACCUCACAAAAGCUGCUAUAGAUUCCCUAAUAUUACUAGUAGGAGGUUAAACCGCAUUUCAUUUAUUUUUAUUAUUAAUUCCAUACUUUGUGAAACUUUUAACAUUUAUUUAAAUAGAAAAGAAUAAAUAAUUUUAUAAUGGUUGGCUUAUACAUAUAUUGCGUUGGAAGUACUGAUGAGUUAUUGGGAAUAUAAAAAUUAAUUGAUGAGUUAAAGGAACAACAAACAGGUGGCAUUUAAAAUUUAAAGAAUAUACCAUACUAUUAUUGCAAUUUUGGGUAAAGAAAUACAAAACUAUAUAUAUGAAGAACCUGGAGAAUUAAAAUUGGCAAUUUGAAAUUGAUUGAAACUUGAUCUAGGAUAAAUUGAUUAGAAUAAUUAUUUGACUGGUAUGUUAUUUGGGUGCUUGUGAUUUGCGUAGGGUAUUAUUCUAGCAUGAUUUCUCUUUACACAUUUCUCAUGGUCUCUAUAGUUUAUUCUAUAUGCAUCACUCAUAGUAUUGAAUUCCAUAGAUUGUUUGGUUAAAUUAUUUAUUGUUGAUUGUUUUUUGUUUACGUACAUAUGUAUAAUACACAAGUAGCGUUUGUUAUUAGUUUGUAUGUGCAAUGCUGUUCAGUGUCAUUAAAAGAUUAGUAAGCUCAUUAAUUUUAAAAAAUAGUUUAAUAAUUACUAACUAUCCAGCAUGGGUUUAUGUUGUUUAAGUAAAAUUUCUAUCCUCUUAUGUUUUAUGGAUUUUCUCACAAAGCAGGUUAAAAAGUAAAAUCAGUGGUGGGUAGAAAGAUAUUUUAUCAAACAGUCCAUUGGUUAUAGGGGCAGAUAUGCUAUUUGCUGAAUACAAAUUACAAAAUAAAUUGUUUGUCCUCAUUUUGGACCAAAUUUUAAUAUUCAUUAAUUUUUCACCCAACCUCAUUGAUCCAAAUUAAUCAAAUUGUUUUCUUACCCUUAACUUAUAGAACAAAAACAGCUUAUUAUUCACAGUAUUUACUUUAACUGAAUCAUAAAGAAGUAAUAAUUAUAAUUUUAUUAAUAUUGUGACAGUAUUGUCCUUUUAAAAAUAUUUGCUAAAUAUGAAAUUAUUUAAUGUGUGCUUCAUUUUCAUGUGACUGACCCAUAGCUUUAGUGAAUUUGUUCUCUUGAUCAGUUCCGCAUUUUGAUGUCUCUUAGCCUUUUAGUCACAGUUCAACUAAAAUGUACAUUAUACCCUAGUAAUUUAUUUUAGUGCAUGUAAUUAGUUCUGAUUUAUUAUUGCAAUUCAGACGUUUGAUUAAAAAAAAAAUUCGAAAAACUGUGGGUCAUCAUAUUUAUGAGUAAAUUGCUCAUCAAAUAAGGUUACACAAGCUUCAUUUUAUAGCCAGUUUAUAUUUGAUCAAUUUCAUUUGUAAUUAUUAAACUGUAUAUGUACACAUGUAUAUCAAAUUUCUUGAAGCUUAAAGGCUUAAAUUGUCAUUCUAUACAGCUCUUAAUUUGCAAAUAAAAAUAAGUUGUGAUUCAA